GACUCGCUGCCCUGCUGGCUGCUUGGGAUGAGACAGCCCCCGGCGGCGCAUCGUCUGCAGCAGCACCCAGCGGGGGAGCGGGCCGCGGCGGGAGAAGAGGACACCGUGCGGGGCCGUUCUGUCCCAUUCUCUGUCGUGUGAGCCAGACCCAGGAAUGGGAAUUGAAAUCUGGUCUUCCACUUGACAAUAUGGAGCACUAUCUGGUCCACUUUUUUACAUUGUGAUUUCAUGGAAUGGAAAAAGAACAUCUUACCCUAUGAUACUGAAAGCUAUGAAGGUUAUGCAAUGGUCUCUGCAAGAUGGCUUGUUCUUGAGUUGGAGCUUUUUAAGGCAGACCUAUGCUGGUACUUCAACUUUAUUAAACGGACUAUAAUUUCUUCUCUCACGACAACUACAUAAGCAGACAAAAUUGCAAAGAUCUGCCCUGUGUCGAGUAUGACAGCCACGACCCGUGGCUCUCCAGUAGGAGGGAAUGAUAGCCAGGGCCAGGCUCCUGAUGGACAGUCUCAGCCGCCCCUCCAGCAGAAUCAGACUUCUUCACCUGAUUCUUCGAAUGAGAAUUCCCCAGCUACCCCUCCUGAUGAGCAGGGUCAAGGGGAUGCCCCACCCCAACUUGAAGAUGAGGAGCCCGCAUUUCCACACACAGAUCUGGCAAAGUUGGAUGACAUGAUCAACAGACCUCGAUGGGUUGUUCCAGUGUUGCCGAAAGGGGAGUUAGAAGUUCUUCUAGAAGCUGCUAUUGAUCUUAGUAAAAAAGGCCUUGAUGUUAAAAGUGAAGCAUGUCAGCGAUUUUUUCGAGAUGGACUAACAAUAUCUUUCACAAAAAUCCUUACAGAUGAGGCGGUGAGCGGCUGGAAGUUUGAGAUUCAUAGGUGUAUUAUUAACAACACUCACCGUCUAGUAGAGCUAUGUGUGGCCAAGUUGUCCCAAGAUUGGUUUCCUCUUCUUGAACUUCUUGCAAUGGCCUUAAAUCCGCAUUGCAAAUUUCAUCUCUAUAAUGGUACACGUCCCUCUGAAACAGUUCCUGCGGGAGUUCAGCUGGCUGAAGAUGAACUUUAUGCCCGUCCUCCUGACCCACGAUCACCAAAGGGUUGGUUAGUAGAUCUCAUCAACAAGUUUGGCACAUUAAAUGGAUUUCAGAUCCUGCAUGAUCGUUUUAUGAGUGGCUCAGCAUUGAAUGUUCAGAUAAUUGCAGCUCUCAUCAAACCAUUUGGACAAUGCUAUGAGUUUCUAACGCUACACACAGUCAAGAAAUACUUCCUUCCAAUUAUAGAAAUGGUUCCACAGUUUUUAGAAAACUUAACUGAUGAUGAACUGAAAAAAGAAGCAAAGAAUGAGGCUAAAAAUGAUGCUCUGUCAAUGAUAAUCAAAUCUCUAAAGAACUUAGCUUCAAGAGUCCCAGGACAAGAAGAAACUGUAAAAAACUUAGAAAUAUUUAGGUUAAAAAUGAUACUUAGAUUAUUGCAAAUUUCCUCUUUCAAUGGUAAAAUGAAUGCACUAAACGAAGUUAACAAGGUGAUAUCUAGUGUGUCAUAUUAUACGCAUCGGCAUGGUAAUCCUGAAGAGGAAGAGUGGCUUACAGCAGAGAGAAUGGCAGAAUGGAUCCAGCAAAAUAAUAUUUUAUCAAUCGUAUUACGAGAUAGUCUUCAUCAGCCUCAAUAUGUAGAAAAGUUGGAGAAGAUUCUUCGUUUUGUCAUCAAAGAAAAAGCCCUCACUUUGGAAGAUCUUGACAACAUUUGGGCAGCUCAGGCUGGAAAACAUGAGGCCAUUGUUAAGAAUGUACAUGAUCUCCUUGCAAAGUUGGCUUGGGAUUUCUCUCCUGAGCAACUUGAUCACCUGUUUGAUUGCUUUAAGGCAAGCUGGACAAAUGCAAGCAAAAAACAACGGGAAAAAUUACUUGAGUUAAUCCGUCGUCUUGCUGAAGAUGAUAAAGAUGGUGUGAUGGCACACAAAGUAUUGAACCUUUUGUGGAAUUUGGCACAUAGUGAUGAUGUGCCUGUUGAUAUCAUGGACCAGGCUCUUAGUGCCCACAUUAAAAUUUUAGAUUACAGCUGUUCACAGGAUCGGGAUACUCAAAAGAUCCAAUGGAUAGAUCGUUUUAUAGAAGAGCUUCGCACAAAUGACAAAUGGGUCAUUCCUGCACUGAAACAAAUUAGAGAAAUUUGUAGUUUGUUUGGUGAAGCACCACAGAACUUGAGCCAGACUCAGCGAAGUCCCCAUGUGUUUUACCGCCAUGACUUAAUCAAUCAACUUCAGCACAAUCACGCCCUAGUUACUUUGGUUGCAGAAAAUCUGUCUGCGUAUAUGGAAAGCAUGAGACAGUAUGCUAAAGAGUCUGCCCUUCAUCCGGCUUCCGUGCCAUUCUGCCAGGACUUUGAGUACUUCAGCCUUGAUGUGCAGUGCACCCCUGACACCAGUCUCCUCCCAGUAUGGUUUCCUGUUGCCAGUGCCCAAAAAGAAGAGCAUGGAGAGUAUGAUCCACAAACUGUAAGACCAGGAAGUAGAUACAGUCAUGUGCAAGAAGUACAGGAGCGACUUAACUUCCUACGAUUUUUAUUGAAGGAUGGUCAACUGUGGCUCUGCGCCCCUCAGGCGAAGCAAAUAUGGAAGUGUUUAGCCGAAAAUGCAGUCUAUCUUUGUGAUCGUGAAGCCUGUUUUAAGUGGUAUUCCAAACUAAUGGGCGAUGAACCAGAUUUAGACCCUGACAUUAAUAAAGACUUCUUUGAAAAUAAUGUGCUUCAGUUGGAUCCUUCCCUAUUAACAGAAAAUGGAAUGAAAUGUUUUGAACGUUUCUUCAAAGCUGUGAACUGUCGAGAAGGGAAGCUAGUAGCGAAAAGACGAGCUUAUAUGAUGGAUGACUUGGAAUUAAUAGGAUUAGACUACCUUUGGAGGGUUGUGAUUCAGGGAAAUGAUGACAUUGCCAGCAGAGCAAUAGAUCUGCUUAAAGAGAUCUAUACUAAUCUUGGUCCAAGGUUACAAGUUAAUCAGGUAGUUAUCCAUGAAGACUUCAUUCAAUCCUGCUUUGAUCGUUUGAAGGCCUCCUAUGAUACACUGUGUGUUUUGGAUGGAGAUAAAGACAGUAUUAAUUGUGCAAGGCAAGAAGCAAUACGAAUGGUGCGAGUAUUGACUGUUUUAAGGGAGUAUAUAAAUGAAUGUGACAGUGAUUACCAUGAAGAGAGAACAAUUCUUCCUAUGUCAAGAGCUUUUCGUGGUAAGCAUAUCACGCUGGUGGUUCGUUUUCCAAACCAAGGUCGGCAAGUAGAAGACUUGGAUAUUUGGUCUCACACUAAUGACACAAUUGGUUCUGUACGGCGUUGUAUUCUGAAUCGUAUUAAAGCCAACAGUGCACAUACAAAAGUAGAACUGUUCAUUGGUGGUGAGCUGAUAGAUCCCGCAGAUGAUAGGAAGUUAAUUGGACAAUUAAAUCUUAAAGAUAAAACGCUAAUUACAGCCAAGCUUACGCAAAUAAGUUCCAAUAUGCCUUCAAGCCCUGAUAGUUCUUCUGACUCUUCAACUGGUUCUCCGGGCAACCAUGGCAAUCACUAUAGUGAUGGUCCAAACCCAGAAGUUGAAAGCUGUUUGCCUGGAGUGAUCAUGUCACUGCAUCCUAGAUACAUCUCGUUUCUUUGGCAAGUUGCAGACUUGGGCAGUAGCCUAAAUAUGCCACCUCUUAGAGAUGGAGCACGUGUCCUUAUGAAACUUAUGCCACCAGAUAACACUACAGUAGAGAAACUAAGAGCUAUUUGCUUAGACCAUGCAAAACUUGGUGAAAGCAGCCUUAGUCCAUCCCUUGACUCUCUUUUCUUUGGCCCUUCUGCCUCACAAGUGCUAUAUCUAACGGAGGUAGUCUAUGCCUUGUUAAUGCCUGCCAGUGCACCUCUGGGAGAAGAUGCCAGUGACUUCCAAUAUAACUUCUUAAAAAGUGGUGGUUUGCCUCUUGUAUUGAGCAUGUUGACUAGAAAUAAUUUCCUGCCAAAUGCAGAUAUGGAAACUAGAAGGGGAGCCUACCUUAAUGCUCUAAAAAUAGCCAAAUUGUUGCUAACAGCAAUUGGCUUUGGCCAUGUUCGAGCUGUGGCAGAAGCUUGUCAGCCAGUUGUAGAGGGCACAAGUCCAGUCUCACCGAUAAACCAGGCUACCCAUGACCAGGCAGUGGUGCUGCAAACUGCCCUACAGAACAUUCCCAAUCCAACUUCAGAGUGCAUGCUACGAAAUGUAGCAAUACGUCUUGCCCAGCAAAUAUCUGAUGAGGCUUCAAAAUACAUCCCUGAUAUCUGUGUUAUUAGAGCAGUACAAAAAAUUGUCUGGGCAUCAGGGUGUGGGUCAGUACAGCUGGUGUUCAGCUCAAAUGAGGAAAUUAGUAAAAUUUAUGAAAAGACAAAUGCAGGCAAUGAGCCAGACAUGGAAGAUGAACAAGUUUGCUGUGAAGCUUUGGAGGUGAUGACCUUGUGUUUUGCUUUGAUUCCAACAGCAUUGGAUGCACUUAGUAAAGAAAAGGCAUGGCAGACAUUUAUCAUUGACUUGCUAUUGCAUUGUCACAGCAAAACUGUUCGUCAGAUGGCACAGGAGCAAUUCUUUUUAAUGGCUACCAGGUGUUGUAUGGGACAGAGACCUCUGCUUUUCUUCAUUACAUUGCUGUUUACUGUGUUAGGGAGUACUGCAAGAGAAAGAGCUAAGCAUUCAGGAGACUACUUCACCCUAUUAAGACACCUUCUUAACUACGCUUACAACAGUAAUAUUAAUGUGCCCAAUGCUGAAGUUCUUCUUAAUAAUGAAAUAGACUGGCUUAAAAGGAUUAGGGAUGAAGUGAAAAGAACAGGAGAAACAGGUGUUGAAGAGACAAUCUUAGAAGGCCACCUUGGAGUAACAAAAGAGUUAUUGGCAUUCCAAACCCCUGAAAAGAAAUAUCAUAUUGGUUGUGAAAAGGGAGGUGCUAAUCUCAUUAAAGAAUUGAUAGAUGACUUCAUCUUUCCAGCUUCCAAUGUAUAUUUACAAUACAUGAGAAAUGGAGAACUGCCUGCUGAGCAAGCCAUACCAGUCUGUAGUUCACCAGCUACUAUUAAUGCUGGUUUUGAGUUGCUAGUUGCACUAGCAGUGGGGUGUGUCCGAAACCUCAAACAAAUAGUAGACACCUUGACUGAAAUGUAUUACAUAGGUACAGCAAUAACUACUUGUGAAGCGCUUACAGAAUGGGAAUAUUUGCCACCUGUUGGGCCUCGGCCAUCAAAGGGAUUUGUAGGAUUAAAAAAUGCUGGUGCUACUUGUUACAUGAAUUCUGUCAUUCAGCAGCUAUACAUGAUUCCAGCUAUCAGAAAUGGUAUUCUUGCAAUUGAAGGCACAGGCAGCGAUGUAGACGAUGAUAUGUCUGGGGAUGAGAAGCAGGACAAUGAGAGCAAUGUUGAUCCUCGGGAUGAUGUGUUUGGUUAUCCACAUCAGUAUGAAGAUAAACCAGCAUUAAGUAAAACGGAAGAUAGAAAAGAAUACAAUAUUGGAGUUCUGAGACAUCUCCAAGUCAUCUUUGGUCAUUUAGCAGCUUCCAGACUACAGUACUACGUACCAAGAGGGUUUUGGAAACAAUUCAGACUUUGGGGUGAACCUGUUAAUCUCCGUGAACAACAUGAUGCUUUAGAGUUUUUUAAUUCCUUGGUGGACAGUCUAGAUGAAGCUUUAAAAGCUUUGGGGCAUCCAGCCAUGUUAAGUAAGGUUUUGGGAGGGUCCUUCGCUGAUCAGAAGAUUUGUCAAGGAUGCCCACAUAGGUACGAGUGCGAGGAAUCCUUUACAACUCUGAAUGUAGAUAUUAGAAAUCACCAAAACCUGCUUGAUUCUUUGGAACAAUAUGUCAAAGGAGACUUAUUGGAAGGUGCAAAUGCAUAUCAUUGUGAAAAAUGCAACAAAAAGGUUGAUACAGUGAAACGCUUGUUGAUUAAGAAGUUGCCUCCAGUUCUUGCUAUCCAGUUAAAACGAUUUGACUAUGACUGGGAAAGGGAAUGUGCAAUCAAGUUCAAUGAUUAUUUUGAAUUUCCACGAGAGCUGGACAUGGAGCCUUAUACAGUGGCAGGUGUAGCUAAAUUGGAAGGAGAUGAUGUAAAUCCUGAAAAUCAAUUGAUACAAAAUGAACAGCCGGAAAACGAGCACUCUGGGAGCACUAAAUACAGGCUUGUUGGUGUAUUAGUACACAGUGGUCAGGCCAGUGGUGGACAUUAUUACUCUUACAUUAUCCAGAGAAAUGGUGGAGAUGGUGAGAAAAAUCGAUGGUAUAAAUUUGAUGAUGGAGAUGUAACAGAGUGUAAAAUGGAUGAUGAUGAAGAAAUGAAAAAUCAGUGUUUUGGUGGAGAGUACAUGGGGGAGGUUUUUGAUCAUAUGAUGAAGCGCAUGUCCUACAGACGCCAGAAGAGGUGGUGGAAUGCUUACAUUCUUUUUUAUGAACGUAUGGACACAAUGGAUAAAGACAAUGAACUAAUAAAAUAUAUUUCAGAACUAGCUAUGACCACUAAACCCCACCAGAUUAAAAUGCCAUCAGCCAUUGAGCGAAGUGUACGGAAACAGAAUGUGCAAUUCAUGCAUAACCGUAUGCAGUACAGUCUAGAAUAUUUCCAGUUUAUAAAGAAAUUGCUUACUUGUAACAGUGUCUACUUAAAUCCUCCUCCAGGACAAGAUCACCUGUUGCCCGAAGCAGAAGAAAUAACUAUGAUCAGUAUUCAGCUAGCUGCUAGAUUUCUCUUCACCACAGGAUUUCACACAAAGAAAAUAGUCCGUGGCCCUGCCAGUGAUUGGUAUGAUGCGUUAUGCAUCCUCCUUCGUCACAGCAAGAAUGUACGCUUUUGGUUUGCACACAACGUCCUUUUUAAUGUUUCAAACCGCUUCUCUGAGUAUCUUUUGGAAUGCCCUAGUGCUGAAGUGAGGGGUGCAUUUGCAAAGCUUAUAGUAUUUAUUGCACAUUUUUCAUUGCAAGAUGGACCAUGUCCUUCACCUUUUGCCUCUCCUGGACCGUCUAGUCAGGCCUAUGAUAACUUAAGUUUGAGUGAUCACUUGCUGAGAGCAGUACUAAACCUUCUUAGAAGGGAAGUGUCUGAGCAUGGGCGCCAUUUGCAACAGUAUUUCAAUCUGUUUGUGAUGUAUGCCAACCUAGGUGUAGCAGAAAAGACACAACUUCUGAAACUAAACGUACCUGCAACGUUCAUGCUUGUGGCUCUGGAUGAAGGCCCAGGCCCUCCAAUCAAAUAUCAGUAUGCUGAACUGGGAAAAUUGUAUACUGUAGUGUCACAGCUAAUCCGUUGUUGCAAUGUGUCAUCACGUAUGCAGUCUUCUAUCAAUGGUAAUCCUCCACUUUCAAACCCUUAUGGUGAUCCUAAUUUAUCGCAGCCUAUAAUGGCACUUCAGCAGAACGUAGCAGACAUUUUGUUUGUACGAACUAGCUAUGUGAAGAAAAUUAUUGAAGACUGCAGCAACUCAGAAGAGACCAUCAAAUUGCUUCGUUUCUGUUGUUGGGAAAAUCCUCAGUUCUCUUCCACUGUCCUAAGUGAACUUCUCUGGCAGGUUGCAUAUUCAUACACCUAUGAACUUCGACCUUACUUGGAUCUGCUUUUGCAAAUCCUGUUAAUUGAGGACUCUUGGCAGACCCACAGGAUUCACAAUGCACUUAAAGGAAUUCCAGAUGACAGGGAUGGGCUAUUUGACACCAUUCAGCGUUCUAAGAACCAUUAUCAGAAAAGAGCUUACCAGUGUAUAAAGUGCAUGGUAGCUCUUUUCAGCAACUGUCCUGUAGCCUACCAAAUCUUACAGAGCAAUGGAGAUUUGAAGAGAAAAUGGACCUGGGCGGUAGAAUGGCUUGGAGAUGAGCUUGAGCGUAGGCCAUAUACUGGAAAUCCACAAUACACAUAUAAUAAUUGGUCUCCCCCAGUGCAGAGUAAUGAAACAUCAAAUGGUUACUUCUUGGAAAGAUCACACAGUGCUAGAAUGACCCUUGCAAAAGCUUGUGAACUCUGCCCAGAAGAGGAACCAGAUGACCCAGAUGCCCCAGAUGAACAUGAAUCCUCCCCACCAGAAGAUGCGCCAUUGUAUCCUCAUUCACCCGGUUCCCAGUAUCAACAGAAUAACCAUGUGCAUGGACAGCCGUAUACAGGUCCAGCAGCACAUCAUAUGAACAACCCUCAACGAACUGGCCAACGAGCACAAGAAAAUUAUGAAGGCAGUGAAGAAGUUUCCCCACCUCAGACGAAAGAUUAGUUAAAUGCACAUAAUCAAUUAACUUGCUCCAUCAAGACUGUGCACCCAGGCCUUACAGUCCAACCUUUUUCUGUGUCUGGCUAAUAUUUAAAACUAGAAAAACUAUUCCUAAUCAACAUGGAGUGGAGAGUCUAUUCACUGUCUUAUCUGCAGAAAAUUGCUGUCAAUAUAUAACCUGCCUGCAGUGGAAAGUGUAUAGUGUUUUGUAAUAAAUGGCCUGAUGCUAAUGUGUAAAUGGCAAAGGUGUAUAUAGUAUAUUAAUGUUUGACUGUUAAUUCUUAAGCAAGAAACAUUUUUUUUGUCUUGAUGAGACUCACAGAUCUACAAAAACAAAAAGUAACUUCUUGAUAUAUCCGCUACGCUCUGCAACCAGUGUUGCCUGCCUAAUGGCAGUUGGAUCAACUCCUUUAUGAAAAAGCCUAUCCAUGUCAACCACAAAAAUAGUUUCAUGUUAAUUCUUUGCCACUGGAGUCGAUUUUACUAUGAGCAACGUAAUGGCUGGUAACCUUUUAAUUAUUUGGUUGAUGUGGAAAAUUGGUGAUGUAACAUUGUUUCUAGAUCUUUUUUCAUUGCCUUUUUCAUUCUGGUAUUAGGUUAAUCACUUUGAAGCUAUAGUUAUGCUGUAACAUUUAGCAUGGCUUCACACCAGGUUAGUGUAGCCAAUCGGGGCAAAAAACCCAACCAUGACAGUAGUUGUCCCAAAAUGACGGCUGUAUUGCUCAGAGCUUUUUCUUCUUACACCUAGACUACAAAAUGGGGGAGGGAGGGAAAAUGUGACAAACAAGUGGUUUUCAGUUGCACAUAUGUUCCUCACAUCUAAUGUUGGACAGUUCUCUCUGGGUGGGAUAAAAACACUUAGUUUUCAGUAAUAGGAAUUUAAAAGAUUUAAAACAAAUAUGCAAAAAUUUUGCUAUGCCAGGAUGCCUGGAGCAUAAUAGACUGUAUUUGGUGUGCUUGUUUUGUUUCUUUGGUAGAGCUUAUUAGAUAAACUACUAACACUUUCCUUCUACUGCAUCCCAGUGAAGUGGAAGUCAACAAAAUCACACAGUACUUGUGAGUGCUACUGCACCAAGUUAACUUGCUGGUUUUCUGCUCAUUCACAGUUCUACUUGAAAGCAAGAAUUGUCUUAGCUCUUUAACCAUUAUACAAGAAAUCUUAACUUUAGACGCAGGGUUUAAUUAUAAAAGAAACUACUGGUUAGUCACAUACGAUUCUAAGGUAUCUCUAGUCUGGAAUAAACAUUUGUUUAAAGACUUCAAGAAACGCAUCAGUAAAUACUGUAUUUAAAUGAAAAUUGGUAACUUGAAUGUGUGUAAUUUUUUGCAACCUGUCUAAAAACCAAAUACCCCUGCAAAACAGAUGCAGCCCACCCUAUACUAUUUAAAUAUUUUGCUGUUUUAUUUUAUAGAAAUUAUUUUGCUGAAUUCACAAAUAGAAUUUGAUUUAAGAAGAAUAUUUUGUCCUGUGGUGUGUGGUUUUUUGUUUUAUUUUUUAAUUGACUGCAGAGAAAGUUUAAUUCUGUGCAAUGGCACUAUGCUGAAUUCUGGAACUACAGUCACAUUGAGAUUUUUGUGCACAGAAAAAUUUGGCCCUUGACUAAGAAUAAAAAAUUAGGACAAUUACCCUGUAAAAGUUUCUUAAUGUGAUUUAUCUUGUACUUUUUGUAUGUUUUUAUAUAUACAUACAUACAUACAUAUAUAUAUAUAUAUAUAUAUAUAUAUAUAUAUAUAUAUAUAUAUAUAUAUAUAUAUUUAAUGAG
This is a messenger RNA of Dermochelys coriacea (leatherback sea turtle), 9983 nucleotides long. RefSeq names its product ubiquitin specific peptidase 9 X-linked (gene USP9X). Gene Ontology annotation, molecular function: cysteine-type endopeptidase activity; cysteine-type deubiquitinase activity. Lineage: Eukaryota; Metazoa; Chordata; Testudines; Dermochelyidae. Gene Ontology annotation, biological process: protein deubiquitination; cell migration. The record is from RefSeq and is a predicted model, not a curated record. The coding region runs from base 436 to 8223 and encodes 2595 amino acids. The transcript is spliced from 47 exons. Gene Ontology annotation, cellular component: cytosol; nucleus.